AAGCGGCGCACGACAAAAAUAAUCGGCAACAUAUCGCCUAUCGGCGGGCCGCCAUAAUCUGUAGUGAGAACAACAAAUGUGCGAGCGGUUGUCCAGGAACUGCAAAAAUUUUUGCAAUAUGUUGGCGCAGGUUCAACGAAAAUCAGCGCGAAUUCCCUUUUGAAACAAAAAAAUGCAUUUCAUUAAUGAAACAUAAUAAUUAAAAAUCCCCAAAAAAAAGAUAUCUAUAUAUUUAAUAUAAAAAAAUGUGAGCAUGUGUAAUGUGAAAUUUAGCCAAUAAGCACGAAUUCUAUGUAUUAUUUAAAUUUUUGUUCGAUGGGUGCCCAAUAAUAAAAAAGUAAAACAAAUCAAAAAAACACUCAAAAAAAAAGCUAAGCAGAGCAAAUAACAAAAACCAGACCAAGCAAAGCAGCGCAGCAACAACAACAACGACAACAGGACCAACAACAAGGCGAGAAAGAGAUAGCAGCAGAGGUGAGCGCAACGCGCAGUUUGCUUUGUUGUUGUUCUUGCUACUGCUGCUUCUAAGGUGAAGCGAAUGAGCGCGGAGCAAAGGUGAAAAAGAAAAAUGUCAACGUUCUUGAACAAUUUCUUCCCGGCAGAUACGGCUGCUAUGGAUCCAAUUUUCUUUUCACCUUCAAAUGGUAUACCGUCUGAGAGUAAACUCGCCACUUAUAUGAAUGUUGCCACAGCGACGGGCUAUGGGCUGAAUACUGCUAGUGUUAAUGUUAACCUUAACAUUAAUGUUAAUGCUAGCAGUAACAGUAGCAAUAAUAGUAACGGUAACAGUAACUGUACAACUAACAGUAGCAGUAACAGUAACAGUAAUGGGUUCGCACUACUUAACUUGGACUCUUCCUCUUCUACGUCUCUAGCUGUUAAUAAAAAGACUCAGGUAACGCCACAAUCGCCCGAAUUCAUUCCAACCAAUUUUUAUACACCAUAUCACGUGAAUAAUGGCCUAAACGGCGUUAAUGGGUUAACUGCUGCUGCAGCCGCCGCCGUUGCCACAGCAUCAGCAACGGCAACAGCAGCAGCAACCGCGUCGCCCGUUUCCACCUCGUCCUCGGUGACGUCAGCGGUGAGCAUUAGUAAAACGGUAAAUGGCAGCAAUUCCUCCGCCGCCGUUGCCAGCUCAAUGAUGCUAUCCAUGCAACAACAAAAGACGACAGCAACAGUUGCAACUGUUAGCAUUGCCCAACAACAGCAGAAGCAGCAACAACAACAACAACAGACGGAACAAUCAGUGACGUCAGCUACAUCAGUCACAUCCUCAUCGUUGUCAUCGUCGUCAUCGUCAGCAUCGUCGGCACCCAUUGCAAUAAUUGGGGCACCACCGAAUCCAGCUGCUGCACCCUUUGUCAGCAGCAUGUCCGCCCAAACGCCGCUGAAAGCGCGGAACGCAAUGUUGCGCCAACAACAACAACAGCAGCAGCAGGAUUCACCCGCAACAACAGCAGCGGCAAUGAUCGGUGGCGAGAAGUCGCCGCCACACGGCAUGACGCCACAUGGUGCCUCGCCCAUACCAACCACAUUGCCAGCGAGCGUGCAUCAGGAGAACGUUGGUGGCACCAUCUACUUUUAUCCCACAGCGAAUGCGCCCAAUAAUCAGCCCGUUGUCAAUUCGGUUGUGGUGGAUUCCACACAUCCGUCGCAUCCCGCACAUCAUGGCGUUGUCAGCGCUGUGGCGCCACUGAAUGCAGUGGUGCCAUCGCAGCUGUUGUAUGCUGGCCAUGUUUAUCCGGGUCCGGCGUCCAAUGUGAUUGCCAUGCAGCCAAAAACGCAACUGGAAUCCGCUUUCUUUAUGCCCGACGAGAUGCGCUCCGACAUACUUGCCCGCAACGAGAUCUCCAAUCUGAUCAUGGACGCUGCGGAAGCGGCCCAGCAUGCUUUGCCUCUCGAGGUGGACAACUAUCACGCACUCUAUCCGCUGGAGGCGCCUGCCCAAGCGAUGCACACCAAACUAACCCUCCCAGCGAGCACCUAUCGAGCCACGCACAACAGCACCGGAUUCAAGUACUGCCUACGAAGAUUACACGGCUUCCGUUUGCAGUCCACGAAGUGCAUGACGCUCGUCGAGAUGUGGAAGAAACUGCAACACACGAAUGUCGUCCAGCUGCGCGAGGUGUUUACGACAAAAGCAUUUGGUGAUAACUCCCUAGUAUUAGUGUACGAUUAUUAUCCCGGCUCACAGACAUUGCUGGCCAAAUACUUUACGCCCGCGCCGGAGACCAACGGCUACACCGAUCCAUUCCAAGGCGACGCACGCCCCUUCAGUCAUAAGAGCAACAUGCAGCGCACAAAUAACGGACCCCUGCUCCCCGAGUCGACAAUUUGGUCGAUCAUCAUGCAGCUGACCGCGGGCCUCAGGGCUAUCCAUCAAGCGGGACUGGCCUGCAAAAUACUGGAUCCCACAAAGAUCAUUGUGACUGGGAAACGAGUGCGCUUCAGCUCCUGCUGCAUCUCAGAUAUCACGCAGUUCGAUCCCAAUGCGGCAAAUCCCCUGGCACUGGUCAACAUGCAUCAGCAGGACGAUCUGACCGCAUUGGGUCGCUUAGUAUUAGCGCUGGCCUGUCGCUGCCUGCAGUCCGUGCAGCGCGACAAUGUGCAGUCCAGCAUUGAUAUGGUAACCAGAAACUACUCCACCGAUCUACGCAAUUUUAUUGUUUACCUCUUCACCACGAAUAACCGCCGCUCUGUAACGGACCUGAUGCCAAUGAUUGGCGCACGCUUCUAUACGCAACUGGAUGCACUCCAGGCACAGGUGGACAUGCAGGAGGAUGAGCUGGCCAAGGAAAUGGAGAACGGUCGUCUCUAUCGCACUUUGGUUAAACUGAACAGCAUCAAUGAAAGACCUGACUUCAAUUUGGAUUGCACUUGGUCAGAGACUGGUGAUAGAUAUAUGCUGAAAUUAUUCCGUGAUUUUCUAUUUCAUUCCGUCACCGAGGAUGGCCGACCCUGGCUGGAUCACGCACACAUCGUACAAUGCCUCAACAAACUGGACGCCGGCUCCAUUGAGCGCGUGCAACUGAUGUCACGCGAUGAGCAAUCGGUUUUAAUUGUCUCCUAUGCUGAACUCAAGAAUUGUCUGGAGAACGCCUUCUCCGAACUGAUGUCGACGGCGGCCAAUUGAGCACAUUUCCCCAACGAAACACGUUAACAACAACAGCAACAACAAUAAUAAGAAACACGCGCAGCUGAUUUGGCCACGCCCCAACCACAACCCCAAAACAAAACACGCCCCUUCCCUACCCUAACCGACCACAAAGCAAACUACGAUUAAAAACGGUUAAAGAUUUAAGAGAAACAUUCAAUAUAAGUAAGACAUUUUGGGCGCGUGAAGAGAUGAGGAACAUAAAAUUAAAGAUAAUAAUAAUAAAAACUA
Molecule: messenger RNA, 3385 nt
Organism: Drosophila grimshawi
Lineage: Eukaryota; Metazoa; Arthropoda; Insecta; Diptera; Drosophilidae
Gene: PAN3
Product: PAN2-PAN3 deadenylation complex subunit PAN3
Exons: 15
Coding region: 569-3133 (854 amino acids)
Biological process (GO): nuclear-transcribed mRNA poly(A) tail shortening; mRNA processing
Cellular component (GO): PAN complex; P-body
Molecular function (GO): poly(A) binding
Source: RefSeq, a predicted model, not a curated record